Molecule: messenger RNA, 1644 nt
Organism: Dendronephthya gigantea
Lineage: Eukaryota; Metazoa; Cnidaria; Anthozoa; Malacalcyonacea; Nephtheidae
Product: lactadherin-like
Exons: 9
Coding region: 1-1644 (547 amino acids)
Source: RefSeq, a predicted model, not a curated record
AUGUCAACAAGUAACGACGACGUGGACUAUCCCGAUUACAAGGAAUUUGGGCAAAUUAAGGCAAACUAUGAUGAAAGGUCUGUCGUUGAACAGCGUUUAACUCGUACAGUUGUAGCCCGUUUUGUUCGUCUGAAUACUAAGGCCUUGCACAAGACAUCUUCGAUGCGGAUUGAAUUCCAGGGCGAGUAUAUAGUAACGAAUUGGUUUGAUCCUGUGCCCUUGGGAAUGCAAAGUAGAAUGAUCGUUGACUCGCAAAUCACAGCGUCUUCAUCAAAAUUUUUCCAAUCCGGAGCAUGGAAUGGCAGACUGAAUUUGACUACGGUAGACAACGUAAGAUAUGGAGGAUGGAUUGCGGCGGACUAUGACAGUGACCCUUGGCUUGAAGUUGACUUCAUCGCAAACAUCACUCUCACUUCAAUCUCAACCCAAGGUCUGGACGGUGGACAAUCGUGGGUUCGGAGUUACACAGUCGCUUUUGGAUUCCGUCGGGUCACUUUGGAGGAAUAUAAACAUAAAGAUGAGAUAAAGGUGUUUAAUGCAAGCAGUGGUCUCACAGUGAAGCAAGAUUUGUAUCCAUUUAUCAUUGCUCGGUACAUUCAAAUCAAACCAAAGAUGUGCACUGGAUCUUGUUCAUUGAGAGUGGAGUUUUACGGUCGUUAUGAAGACCCUCCAAGUUCCGUACAUUUGGGAAUGCAAAGCAGUGCAAUUUUGGACAGUCAAUUGACGGCUUCUAGUUUUGAAUUUUGGGAUCGCACCGCAGCAAAGGCUCGAUUGAAUGCGGCAAAAGCUUGGGUGAGACAUGGUACCGAUACUAAGCCUUGGGUGAAAGUAGAUUUUCUCGGUCGAAUAAAAUUAACCGGUAUUUUGACGCAAGGCAGAGGAGCAUACGACUGUUGGGUUACAAGCUUUACAAUGUCAACAAGUAACGACGACGUGGACUAUCCCGCUUACAAGGAAUUUGGGCAAAUUAAGCUUUUUCAGGCAAACUAUGAUCAGACGUCUGUCGUUGAACAGCGUUUAACUCGUACAGUUGUAGCCCGUUUUGUUCGUCUGAAUACUAAGGCCUGGCACAAGACAUCUUCGAUGCGGAUUGAAUUCCAGGGCGAGUAUAUAGUAACGAAUUGGUUUGAUCCCGUGCCCAUGGGAAUGCAAAGUAGGAUGAUCGUUGACUCGCAAAUCACAGCGUCUUCAUCAAAAUUUUUCCAAUCCGGAGCAUGGAAUGGCAGACUGAAUUUGACUACGGUAGACAACGUAAGAUAUGGAGGAUGGAUUGCGGCGGACUAUGACAGUGACCCUUGGCUUGAAGUUGACUUCAUUGCAAACAUCACUCUCACUUCAAUUUCGACCCAGGGUUUGGACGGUGGACAAUCGUGGGUUCAGAGUUACACAGUCGCUUCUGGAUUCCAUCGGGACGCUUUGGAGGAAUAUAAACAUAAAGAUGAGAUAAAGAUGUUUAAUGCAAGCAGUGGUCUCACAGUGAAGCAAGAUCUGUAUCCAUUUAUCAUUGCUCGGUACAUUCAAAUUAAACCAAAGAUAUGCACUGGAUCUUGUUCAUUGAGAGUGGAGUUUUACGGUCGUUAUGAAGACACGGCGAUACUUUUCGCAUUUUUCAACAUUUCGAAACCAAACUUUCCAAUUUUCUAA